Messenger RNA from Closterium sp. NIES-67, 1386 nucleotides. The record is from the annotation of a GenBank genome assembly. Lineage: Eukaryota; Viridiplantae; Streptophyta; Zygnematophyceae; Desmidiales; Closteriaceae.
GGUGCGGGAAGAUGGGGCAAGCGAACGGUCUGAACCGAGAAGUGCGGGUUGUACGCAUUAUGGGUUGAACAUACUGCAACAAAAGCGAGCUGUGUUCCUUACACCCAUAGAAGAUAAGAUUUUACGCAAUCACUUCCAACUAUCGUGUACCACUAACUCGACCUCGCGCGACUCGCCAUCCGCCAUGGCAGCGUCGCAUCGCCUCGCCAUUCUCCUCGCAGCGUUCGCACUCUCGCUUUCCUCAGCGUCCUCGGCUGCCGUGACGCUCAACCCCUCGCAAGCGGCAGUGCUGGCCGAGUGUCAGAGGCAGUGGCAGUCGCAGCUGCGCGGAUGGAGCAAGGGGGGGGAUUGCGCCCAGAUGGAGGGCGUGCGCUGCAAUGCCGCUGGCUUCAUUGUCUCCAUGAAUGUCAGCAAUCGUGUGUUAGCCAGCCCCAUUCCAGAUGCCAUUGGGAACCUCACAACACUCAUGCACCUGACACUUGGCAAUGAUUCGAUCAAGGGCUCAAUCCCUUUGUCCAUCUUCCGCCUCACCAAUCUCGUCUUGUUCGAUCUCAAUUACAACUCGCUGGCAGGCUCCAUCCCAGCAGGCAUUGGUCACCUUGCAGCCCUUUCAUACCUGGACCUAAGCCGUAACUACAACAUAACGGGGUCCAUUCCCCUAGAGUUGGAAAGCCUCACAAACCUCAGAUUUCUACAUCUUGGCCUCAUGGCUUUAACAGGCCCCUUUCCAUCCUGGAUAUCUGGUCGCACCAUGCUCAAUGUAAUAAACUUUGCUUACAACCUCGUCACCGGAAGCAUACCAGCAUCCAUUGGCAGCACCAUCAACCUCAAAGUCUUCAAUGUGUGGCGCAACAACCUCACAGGCAGCAUUCCAGAGUCCAUCGGCAGCCUCACCAAGCUCAGCAGACUGGAUUUUUCUGAUAACUCGCUUGUUGGUACCAUCCCCGAAGGCAUUGGCAACAUGAAGUAUAUUACUAAAUUGGACUUUUCUCGCAACCAAUUGACCGGAACUAUUCCCACCAGCCUGUCCCGACUUUCUGACCUGCAAACUUUGUUUCUAAGUGGCAACAUGUUUAGUGGGUCAUUCCCCGCCUGGAUUACUGGAUUGCCUAACAUUACAACACUUGACCUUAGUGGGAACCAGUUCUCAGGGCCCCUACCAACUGCUCUUGGUGCUCUGAAAGGACUCACCAAGCUUUCCCUUGGUGGGAACAUAUUCUCGGGGCCUCUACCUGCUGCUCUUGGUAGCUUAAUUGGAAUCAAGUAUCUUGGCCUUGGAGGGAACCAAUUCUCAGGGCCUUUACCUGCUGCUCUUGGUAGUUUGAAAGGACUGACUUAUUUGUGAGUGUUGUAAUGACCUCUGCAUACCCUGUGUUAAUCCUUUGU